AUGACGCCGCUGCUCAGGGCCGACAGGCUCGGCAGCGAGCUGGGGAUAGACAACCUGUACAUAAAGAACGACUCUGUCAACCCAACCUUCUCGUUCAAGGACAGGCCUGCGGGCGUGGCCGUCUCCAAGUCCCUGGAGUUUGGCCUGUCCGCUGUGGGCUGCGCGUCCACCGGAAACCUGUCGUCUGCCACCGCGGCGCACGCGGCAAGGGCCGGACUGCCAUGUUACGUCUUUGCCCCCAGCGACAUCGAGAUGGCAAAGAUCGCGCAGGCCCUCUCGUACGGGGCCAGGUACACCCCGAUCAAGGGCACGUAUGACGACGCAAACAGAAUCGCCGCAUACGUGGGGGACAGCAAGGGGUAUGGUAUUGUAAACAUCAACAUGCGCUCGUACUAUGUGGAGGGCUCCAAGACCCUGGCCUUUGAGGUCGCAGAGCAGCUGGGCUGGAGGGUGCCGGAUCACCUUGUGGUUCCUGUGGGCAGCGGCGCGAUGCUCAACGCGAUCUGCAAGGGCUUUGAGGAGCUGCAGCAGGCCUCCCUGCUGGGAGACGUCUCCCAGAUGAGCGUGGAGGCCGCCCAGGCGCGGGGAUGCGCGGAGGUGACGCCCGUCGAGCGCCCGGACACCGUUGCCAAGAGCCUGGCCAUCGGCGACCCAGGGGACGGCAGGUACGUCCUCAAGCGGCUCGCCCAGUAUGGCGGCUCUGCGGAUGACGCCACCGACCAGGAGAUCAUGGACGCGAUACUGCUGCUGGCAAGGACAGAGGGAGUGUUUACCGAGCCUGCCGGCGGCGUGUCUGUCGCGGCGCUCAGGAAGAUGGCCGAGUCGGGCAGAAUCGACUCGGGCGACACCGUCGUGUGCUACAUUACGGGCAACGGCCUCAAGUCGAUCGAGCCACUGAUGCGAGUCCUGCCAAGGCCCCAGGCGGUGGAGGCCGAUCUGGGAAAGAUCGCGGCGGUGAUCAAGUAG
Messenger RNA from Geodia barretti, 966 nucleotides. Lineage: Eukaryota; Metazoa; Porifera; Demospongiae; Tetractinellida; Geodiidae. The record is from the annotation of a GenBank genome assembly.